AUGUUUGUUUGGAUUUGUAUUGAUCUUUGAAAUUAUGUUACAUAUGUUUGCAGGUUGUUAUCAAGAAAAUAUAUGACCAUAAUGCAACCAAUGUUGGUGACGAAGGUGGCUUUGCUCCUAAUAUUAAGGGGAGUAGGGAAACUAUGGAUGAAUUGGAUGGAAACACAUCUUCAAUUUGUAGCUGAAGUUAGCUUAAUUCCAAAUGUUUGAUGACAAAGAUUCAUUAUUGGAUACUUGGAUGUAUGUUCUUGAAGACUUUGGCAGUGAGAGGUCUGCUUUGGCAAAAGAUAAAAUCUACACACACAUUAACCUUAAACAAAUGACUAUCAUCAGAGAGGCUGAGGCAGGUUUAAUGGAUUGCAAGUUGGACAUUAUCAUGAGUCUUCAUCCUCUUAUGCAAUACAUUCCAUUAUUUAUACUUAAAUGGCAAGGGUUACAAAAGAAGGCUCAUGCAGUGUUGAUAUAUGGUGGUCAAGCAAAUGCAUCAAUAGUAAUUUUUUCUUGGAAUGAGUUUUAAAUUCAUUAUUUGCGAAAGUGUUUAGGGUGAUUUUAGAUUUGAUAAAUAACUUGACAAUUAGGAUUUUGAUAUAAUUUCAUUCACUUUCUAUUGAUUUUUUCCUAUGCUUACAAAUUCAUAGUUGGUUGCUUUUUCGUAACCUAAAUAUUGAAAAAGAAAUGGGGCAAGAUUCGGCGGAACAUUACCGAUAAAGUUUGGUGGCCAUUAGAGAAAAUGUUAGUAUUAUCAUAUAAAUUAGCUAAGCGGAUAAUAUUAUGUUCAGUAUAUAUAUGUUUCUUUUUAGGCAAGUAUUACAAAGGUGUUGAUUCUUAUGAUUAUUUAGAUGACAAGCACAAGUUGAGAGUAUGUUUAAAUUUCUUUUUGGCGUAUGAUUUAUGGAAAUAAGUUAGUUACAUACCUUUUUUACAAAGCUUGAUUUUUUAUUUCUUUUUUCAUUGCAGGUAUUAUACGCUGAUGGUGAUAAAGAACUACCGGAUCUAUGUAAAAAAUUGUGGAA
Molecule: messenger RNA, 1013 nt
Organism: Helianthus annuus (common sunflower)
Lineage: Eukaryota; Viridiplantae; Streptophyta; Magnoliopsida; Asterales; Asteraceae
Exons: 5
Coding region: 203-517 (104 amino acids)
Biological process (GO): glycolipid biosynthetic process
Molecular function (GO): hexosyltransferase activity
Source: RefSeq, a predicted model, not a curated record